Molecule: messenger RNA, 2745 nt
Organism: Phytophthora sojae
Lineage: Eukaryota; Oomycota; Peronosporomycetes; Peronosporales; Peronosporaceae
Exons: 1
Coding region: 1-2745 (914 amino acids)
Biological process (GO): actin filament network formation; actin filament bundle assembly
Cellular component (GO): actin filament bundle; cytoplasm; actin filament
Molecular function (GO): calcium ion binding; actin filament binding
Source: RefSeq, a predicted model, not a curated record
AUGAGCUACCAGGUCUCGUCCGUGUUCCUGCAGAAGUUCUCGCCCAAGGAGAUCCACGAGCUCAAGCGCGUCUUCAAGGAGCACGACCGCGACUACGCGGCGGCCGUGCCCGUGGCCGAGCUGCACACGGUGCUGCUCAAGCUCGGCGAGAACGUGACGCCCAACCAGACGACGGUCAUGCUGCAGCAGACCAAGCUGGCGCGGCCCGAGCAGAUCACGUUCCAGGAGUUCCUCGAGCUGCUGCACGACUUCCGCAACGGCGCCAUCGCGCUGGACCCGGCGCUGCUCAUGGGCCACGCGUCGGUGGCGCCCGUGCCCGUGGAGAUCCCCGCUCCGGCGCCUGUGGAGGCCCCCGCGCCGCCUCCCGCUGCCGAGACGCAGCCCACGCCCACGCCCUUGUUCCCCGGCCAGAAGACGGCGACUUGGCAGACGCAGACGCCGGAGCCCACGCAGCAGCAGGCCCCAGCGUUCGCGCAGAAGGCCCAGUGGCCGCCUGCAGGCACCCCCACGACGCCCACAGCGGCCCCAGCUCCUGUAGCGAGCAAGCCGCAAUGGCCGCCCGCUGCCAACCAGGCCGCAUCGUGGGGACACACCCCGUCGUCGGCGCCGCAAGCUCCAGCUCCGGUUCCGGCCGCUACGCACGCGAAGCCACAAUGGUCGCCUGCCGGAUCGAGCGACUCCGCGCCGGCAAAGCCGCAGUGGCCUCCGGCAGCGUCGUCUACCCCGGCUGCACCUGUUGCCGCGCCGGCACCGCCUGCGGUAACUGCGAAGUGGCCUCCUGCCGGCGGAGCUGCCGACAAGAGCCCUACAAAAGCGCAGUGGCCGCCUGCAGUGGCGUCACCGAGUGCCCCGAAGUCCCAAUGGCCUCGGGCAUCACCCCCGACUGCGCCUGCACCGAAAAGCCCGGUAUCUACUAAGCCUCCGCAAUGGCCGCCUGCAGGCAACGGGGCUGCGAAGCCGCAGUGGCCUCCUGCUGCAACUACCACGCCCGCUUCGCCCGCCGCAGAAGCACCGAUGCGCGCACAGUGGCCGCCUGCCACGCCGCCUCCAGCUCCAGUGGUGCGCACGCCCCCGCGUUCUCCUGUGAAGACGGCCGGACCUCCAUCGCCAGCGCCUGCUAAUGUGGACGCGCACACGCUGAGUGUUUUGCAGCGACGCGCAAGUGCAGCGGCCCAGUACAACUCAACAAUCCACGAGGUGAAGGGCACUGCUGGCGGCCUGCACUCGUACUCGGAGGAAGAAACUGUCGCCUUCACGGAGCACAUCAACAACACGCUACACGCGGACAAGGACGUCGCGUCAUUGAUGCCGAUUGGUAUGGAUGCUGGUUUGUUCCGGGCGGUGUGCGAUGGUGUGCUGCUGUGUAAGCUGAUCAACGCUGCUGUGCCCGAGACGAUUGAUGAGCGCGCUCUUAACUUCGUCAAGCGAGCCAAGGAGCUGAAUGUGUACCAGAAAACGGAGAACCAGAACUUGUGUAUCAACGCCGCCAAGAGUAUCGGCUGCAGUGUGGUCAACAUUGGCCCCGACGACUUGAUCGAGGGUAAGCCGAUCCUCGUGCUGGGUCUGGUCUGGCAAAUUAUCAAGAUCCAGCUGACGUCGACGAUUAACUUGAAGAACCACCCCGAGCUUAUGCGACUGCUGCUGGAUGGCGAGACGCUGGAACAGUUCAUGAAGCUCCCGCCUGACCAGAUUCUGCUGCGAUGGAUGAACUACCACUUGAAGGCAGCGGGCCACCCGAAGAAGGUCACGAACUUCAGCACCGACGUGCAGGAUGCGACCGCAUACAGCGUGCUGUUGCACCACAUCGCUCCCCAGCACUGCGACUUGUGUAACGAGGCUAUCCCCGAGGAGCGCGCAGCUCACGUCAUCCAGAAUGCUCGUCGUUUGGAAGUGGAAACCUUCAUCAAGCCCCGCGAUAUCACCAGCGGCAACCCGAAGCUCAACAUGUCAUUUGUGGCCCAGCUUUUCAACACGUGCCCGGCAUUGGAUGUCGUUGAAGAGGAGAUCAAGCAGCUGGAGGAGAUCCUGUACGACGACGUUGGGGACACGCGUGAAGAGCGCGUCUUCCGCAUGUGGAUCAACUCACUGGCCAUCGACGACGUGUACAUCAACCACUUGUACUCGGAUCUGAGCGACGGUAUGAAGCUGCUCAAGGUGCUGGACAAGAUCCAGAAGGGCAUUGUGGCCUGGAACAAGGUCAACAUGGUGGCGCCCAACAAGUUCAAGCAAGUCGAGAACUGCAACUACUGCGUCGUGUUGGGCAAGCAGCUCAAGUUCUCGCUGGUUAAUGUCGGUGGCGCUGACAUCUUCGAGGGAGCGAAGAAGAUGAUCCUCUCGAUCGUCUGGCAGAGUAUGCGCUACCAGCAGCUCAGGAUCUUGAGCGAGCUGGCCGCGGGCCGUGGCGAAAUCACCGACAAGGACAUCAUCGGCUGGGCCAACGAGAAGGUCCGCCAGUCAGGACAGGUGAAGGGCAACAUUGUGUCGUUCCGUGACCCGAGUCUGUCCGACGGCCUCUACCUGCUCGACUUGGUGCACGCUGUUGAGCCGCGCGCCGUUAACUGGGACAUGGUGUUGCAGGACAAGACGGACGACGCCAAGGCCAGCAACGCCAAGUACGCGAUCAGUUGUGCGCAGAAGAUCGGCGCGACGGUGUUCCUGACGUACGAGGAUAUCGUGGAAGUGAAGCCCAAGAUGAUGAUGACUUUUGUGGCCAGCCUCAUGCUGGUGGACCACCAGCGCGCCUAA